GCAAAAAUCUCUUCCCUUCUCGGGGCCCCAGGAGCCAGGCCGCCUCCCUCCUCCCUCCCCGCUGGCGGGGCCCUUUCCCAGCCCGGGAUCAGCAGCAGCGGCGGCAGCGAAGGCAGGAAGCGAAGCCUUGUUGAUGCUGUUCCAAGGCACGCCUGUCCGCCCUCCGGCGGCCUCUAGGCUCUUCCGGGCUUUUGACUUUCCCCCCCUCCGCGCAAGCGCAGUGCCUCACGAGGGGGCGGGGCUCAGAUUCCUGUCAGCGGCGGCGGCGGUGGCGGCGGCCGUCAGUGUGCCCUGAGGAGAAGCCCGAAACGGACCCUUUGGCUCUCCCUCUCCCCUUCCCCGCUCGAACCGUCUUCUCUCUGGACUCAGCCGGACUCAGUUCUCCACUCCGCAGAGCCGCUUUCCACGCCGCCGCCGUUCUCGUUGCUCGGCCGGCUGGGAAGUGACUGCCCUCGAGGAGGAGGAGGAGGAGGAGGAGGAGGAGGAGGAGGCAGCCACCCUCGCCUCGCCGCCCCCGGUUCGGUGCCCGCGGUCCCGGAGAGGAGGUGCCGCCGCCACCGCCGCUCCCCCCCUCCCGCUGCCCUCGGGCCGGGCUGGGUCGAGCUGCGAUGCCCUCGGACUUCAUCUCAUUGCUCAGCGCGGACCUAGACCUGGAAUCGCCCAAGUCCCUGUACUCGCGAGAUUCUCUGAAGUUACACCCAUCCCAGAAUUUUCAUAGAGCUGGACUAUUGGAAGAAUCUGUCUAUGAUCUUCUCCCAAAGGAGUUACAGUUACCUCCACCUAGAGAAACUUCUGUAGCAUCAAUGAGUCAGACAAGUGGUGGUGAGGCAGGCUCGCCUCCUCCAGCUGUAGUUGCUGCUGAUGCUUCUUCAGCUCCCUCCUCUUCCUCCAUGGGCGGUGCUUGCAGCUCCUUUACCACCUCUUCCAGCCCUACCAUUUAUUCUACCUCAGUCACCGACAGCAAGGCUAUGCAAGUGGAGAGCUGCUCCUCAGCCGUGGGGGAUGAGGGGUGUGGAUUGGAAUCUGAGCAGAGCUGCAGUAUGUGGAUGGAGGAUUCCCCCUCCAACUUCAGUAACAUGAGCACCAGUUCCUACAAUGAUAACACUGAGGUACCUCGUAAAUCACGAAAACGAAAUCCAAAGCAGAGGCCGGGGGUCAAACGACGAGAUUGUGAAGAAUCUAAUAUGGAUAUAUUUGAUGCCGACAGUGCCAAAGCACCUCACUAUGUGCUUUCUCAGCUUACCACGGACAACAAAGGCAACUCAAAAGCUGGAAAUGGAACAUUGGACAACCAAAAGGGAGCUGGAGUAAAGAAGAGCCCUAUGUUGUGUGGACAGUAUCCUGUUAAAAGUGAGGGGAAGGAGCUGAAGAUAGUUGUACAGCCUGAAACCCAGCACCGAGCUCGGUACCUGACAGAGGGCAGCCGAGGCUCAGUAAAAGAUAGAACACAGCAAGGCUUUCCAACGGUGAAGCUGGAAGGUCAUAAUGAACCGGUAGUGUUGCAGGUGUUUGUGGGCAAUGAUUCUGGUCGAGUGAAACCACACGGAUUUUACCAAGCCUGUAGGGUAACUGGACGAAAUACCACCCCCUGCAAAGAAGUGGACAUUGAAGGGACCACUGUUAUAGAAGUCGGCCUCGAUCCUAGCAACAACAUGACACUGGCGGUGGACUGCGUAGGAAUAUUGAAGCUGAGGAAUGCCGAUGUUGAAGCCAGAAUAGGAAUUGCUGGUUCCAAGAAAAAGAGCACUCGAGCCAGAUUGGUUUUUCGAGUCAAUAUCACAAGGAAAGACGGCUCCACUCUGACAUUGCAGACACCCUCUUCCCCAAUUUUGUGUACUCAGCCAGCAGGAGUUCCUGAGAUCUUAAAGAAAAGUUUGCAUAGCUGUUCAGUGAAAGGAGAGGAAGAAGUGUUUUUAAUUGGGAAGAACUUUCUGAAAGGAACUAAAGUUAUUUUCCAGGAAAAUGUUUCUGAUGAACACUCUUGGAAAUCAGAAGCUGAGAUAGACAUGGAAUUGUUCCAUCAGAACCAUCUUAUUGUGAAGGUUCCCCCGUAUCAUGACCAACAUAUAACUUUGCCUGUAUCAGUGGGAAUAUAUGUUGUGACCAAUGCUGGAAGAUCUCAUGAUGUUCAGCCAUUUACAUACACUCCAGACCCAGCAGCAGCUGGGGCUUUGAAUGUCAGUGUGAAAAAGGAGACGUCUAGUCCAGCAAGGCCUUGCUCUUUUGAACAAGCCAUGAAAGCAAUGAAAACAUCUGGAUGUAACUUAGAUAAGGUGAACAUUCUUCCUAAUGCCCUGAUCACUCCACUCAUAUCAAGCAGUAUGAUUAAGACUGAAGAUGUCACUCCAAUGGAAGUAACAGCAGAGAAAAGAUCUUCCCCUAUUUUUCAGACUACAAAGACAGUUGGAUCGACUCAGCAAACUUUAGAAACUAUUUCUAACAUAACAGGAAAUUCAUCUUUUUCAUCACAAUCAUCUUCCCACUUACCUUCUGAAAAUGAAAAUCAGCAGCAGCUUCAGCCCAAGGCAUAUAACCCAGAGGCCCUGACAACUAUCCAAACACAGGACAUCUCGCAGCCUGGGACUUUUCCAGCAGUUUCUGCUUCUAGUCAGCUGCCCAGCAGUGAUGCAUUACUGCAGCAGGCUACACAGUUUCAGACAAGAGAAGCUCAGUCGAGAGACACAUUGCAGUCAGAUGGCACAGUGGUUAAUUUAUCACAGUUGACUGAGGCAUCACAACAGCAGCAGCCGUCCCCGCUUCAAGAACAAGCACAGACAUUACAGCAGCAGAUCUCAUCAAAUAUUUUCCCACCGCCAAGUAGUGUGAGCCAGCUCCAGAGUACUAUUCAGCAUCUGCAAGCAGGAAGUUUUGCAGGUGGCACCGCUGGUGGCAGCAGUGGAAGUGUUGACUUGGUUCAGCAGGUUCUAGAGGCACAACAACAGUUAUCUUCUGUUCUGUUUUCUGCUCCAGAUGGUAAUGAGAAUGUUCAGGAACAACUUAAUGCAGACAUUUUCCAAGUCAGUCAAAUUCAAAGUAGUGUAAGCCCUGGAAUGUUCGCCUCAACAGAGCCUGCAGUUCAUACCAGACCAGAUAACUUACUACCUGGGAGGGCUGACAAUGUCCAUCAACCGACUGAAAACACACUGUCUAAUCAGCAACAGCAGCAGCAACAACAACAACAGCAACAGCAAGUGAUGGAAUCAUCAGCUGCAAUGGUGAUGGAGAUGCAGCAGAGCAUUUGCCAAGCAGCUGCCCAGAUUCAGUCAGAACUAUUUCCUUCAGCUGCUUCAGCAAAUGGAAGCCUUCAGCAGUCUCCAGUUUACCAGCAGCCUUCUCACAUGAUGAGUGCACUGCCUACCAGUGAGGACAUGCAAAUGCAGUGCGAGUUGUUCUCUUCUCCUCCUGCAGUUUCUGGAAAUGAAACGUCAACAACCACCACACCACAGGUUACAACCCCUGGCUCCACUAUGUUUCAGGCACCAAGUUCAGGAGAUGGAGAAGAAACUGGAACACAGGCAAAACAAAUUCAGAACAGUGUCUUUCAGACCAUGGUUCAAAUGCAACACAGUGGAGACAGCCAGCCUCAAGUAAAUCUCUUCUCAUCUACAAAAAAUAUAAUGAGUGUUCAGAAUAGUGGUACCCAGCAACAAGGGAAUAGCUUGUUCCAGCAAGGGAAUGAGAUGAUGUCACUUCAGUCUGGGAACUUUUUGCAGCAGUCUUCUCAUUCACAGGCUCAACUGUUUCAUCCUCAAAAUCCUAUUGCUGAUGCUCAGAACCUUUCCCAGGAAACUCAAGGUUCAAUUUUUCACAGUCCAAAUCCUAUUGUCCAUAGUCAGACUUCUACAGCGUCCUCUGAGCAGUUGCAGCCUCCAAUGUUUCACUCUCAGAAUACCAUUGCUGUAUUACAAGGCUCUUCAGUUCCUCAAGAUCAGCAGUCACCCAACAUAUUUCUUUCCCAAAGUUCUAUGAAUAAUCUUCAAACAAACACAGUAGGCCAAGAAGAACAGAUUUCAUUUUUUGCGGCACAGAACUCAAUUUCUCCACUUCAGUCAACAUCAAACCCUGAACAGCAAUCUACUUUUCAACAGCAGCCUCCAAUAUCACACAUCCCAACCCCUAUUCUUUCCCAGGAACAGGCACAAUCCACUCAGCAAGGUUUAUUUCAGCCUCAGGUGGCCCUUGGCUCCCUUCCAUCUAAUCCAAUGCCUCAAAGCCAGCAAGGAGCAAUUUUCCAAACACAGCACUCAAUAGUUGGCAUGCAGAGCAACUCUCCAUCCCAAGAACAGCAGCAACAGCAGCAGCAGCAACAGCAGCAGCAACAACAACAGCAGCAGCAACAGCAGCAGCAGCAGCAACAGCAGCAGCAGCAGAACAUUUUAUUCAGUAAUCAGAAUGCCAUGGCUACAAUGGCAUCUCAGAAGCAGCCACCACCAAACAUGAUAUUUAGCCCAAGCCAAAACCCAAUGACUAGUCAGGAGCAGCAGAACCAGUCAAUUUUUCACCAACAAAGUAAUAUGGCCCCAAUGAACCAAGAGCAGCAGCCCAUGCAAUUUCAGAAUCAGCCUACGGUUUCCUCACUUCAGAACCCAGGUCCUCCGCAGUCUGAGUCACCACAGACCUCCUUGUUCCAUAGUUCUCCUCAGAUCCAGUUGGUACAAGGGUCACCUAGUUCUCAAGAGCAGCAAGUAACACUCUUCCUCUCUCCAGCAUCCAUGUCUGCACUGCAAACCAGUAUAAACCAACAAGACAUGCAACAGUCUCCUCUUUAUUCUCCUCAGAGCAACAUGCCUGGAAUUCAAGGAGCCACUUCAGCCCAGUCCCAGGCUACUUUAUUUCACAACACUACAGGAGGCACAAUGAACCAACUACAAAAUUCUCCUGGCUCAUCCCAGCAGACUUCAGGAAUGUUCUUAUUUGGCAUUCAAAAUAAUUGUAGUCAGCUUUUAACAUCCGGACCAGGUUCCUUACCGGAUCAGCUGAUGGCUAUAAAUCAGCCAGGCCAGGCACAAAAUGAGGGCCAGGCUUCUGUGACAACACUUCUUUCUCAGCAAAUGCCAGAGACUUCCCCGCUGGCCCCGUCUGUGAGCAGCAGUCAGAGCAUGGAGAAGAUCGAUUUGCUUGUCUCAUUGCAAAGCCAAGGGAACAAUUUAACUGGCUCCUUUUAAUGUAAAUUCCAUGAAGAAAGAAAUGAUUCCAAGACGUCCUGAAAACUUGUGGUUCCGUGAAGAUUAUUGAACUAUUAUGGAGAGCUACAUUUGAGUAAAUGGAUAGAUUUCCUGGCUGUAAGACUACACCCAUACUGCCUGUUGCAGUAAUUCGCCACCAAUGUGCUUUUUGUUUCUAGUAACAGUGAUAACUGAGAAUCUGUUGGAUUUUCCAGCUGUGACAGAAAUGUUUUUGUCCUGGGUUUUAAAGUGCAAAGCUGGUCCUCUCAGUUAUUAUUGCUAUUAGAAAAUCACAUUUGUCAUGUUUACUUACAUUUUUUUUCCUGCAUUAUUUUAGUCAAGUAAUGGCUUAGGACAAAGUAAAGUUUAGUAAUGAGUAAGUCUGUGAUUUUGUUGAUGUAAAAAACACAUGGAUGUUGGCCAAAGUGAAGGAGUUUCUUUCAGUUUUCAUGGAGAAGCUGAAGGGGAUAACUUACAAAAAUGCUGUAUUAAGAACUCCUCAUCACACACAUUCAGAUAACAUGCUUUUAAAACUGGAUACAGCUGGAAUGUUACUGAAUUUUUCAGAGAGUUGUUAGUUCUCUGUAUUUUCUACUUAGGGAUUUAGCCAUAACUGCAUAAAAAUAUUUUGUUCUAUGAAUGAAGGGGAUAAUACAUGACAUUAUGAUCUCAUAUUCUCCUUCAGUAGUUUAAACUGACAGUAAUUUGAGUCUGUUUUCUUCUAAUCCAGCAUUAGGCUAGUGCUCCCAUUUUAUAUGCAUCUAUAUUGUUUUCCUGUUUAGUUUUAGACAGCUAUUAAUAUACUACAGCUUUAUGACCCUGUAGUAAUUUAGAGAAGGCAGCCACAUUGAUCCAGUGACCUGGCAGUCUGCAGCACGGGGCCAGGAGUACUCUUUUAGGAUUAUUGGGAGUUGAUUCCUGAGAAAAAAACAAUUCUCUUUUUUUUUUUCUUCCAUGAACGGUGCUGUUCUGAAGUCUUCAAAUUUUCCCCUCUAAUGAAAAACAGUAUAAAUUUUUUUUUAACAGUAUAAAUUUUUACUUUACAAACAAGGCAAACAAAAAUUUCUCAAACUAUUACUUCUCCCUGAGCUGCAGUGACUAUAAUUCACUUGUCACCUCAGUGCUUUACAGUCGAAGUGGUCACUUAAUUGAUGUAAAGCCUUGGGCUUUACAGGGUCAUAUCACUGAUUAAAAGGAAGAAUUAACUUGUGUUACAUCUACAGAGAGCAAAAUUACACACUCCAGAACUCACAUUUGUAGCAUUAGUUGUAGAGUUUUGAGUGUUCUUGCCACCCGUGGGGUGCCUGCUCCUCACUACCACCUACAUCUGGACACAUGCUUAUGUCUCAUUUAUCUUUGGCAUGUGGAAAGAGUCGAUGCAGCAUAAGGCCAACGUGUGUGGCUUCUGUGUGCUCAUAUGUUUUGGUGUCCUGUUUGUUUCUUUUACUUCCUAAGUGUUUAAAAAUUAGCCAGUUUGUGGUUUUCUUUUCCAUCGCCUUAGUUUUCUUUUCAUUUUAUCUCUCCUUUCCUACACAUUUGUUGAGCUGUGUGGAGCUGUGUUGUUGGUUUUGUUUAUAUAGCCAGAUUCCCUCUUUUGUGAUCUUCUUUUGUUUUUCAACUGUUGUUCUUGUCAUUUGUUUUUUCUCUUUGUCCUUGUUUUUCUGCCCUAGCCCUUCUUUCUCUCUCUGAGAGGCAUUGGAUUACGUUUUCAGUAGUACAGGCUUCUUGCCGAUAUGAAGGGAACUUUCUAGAAAGAGACCUACUCUGGUCAUUUAAUUUUGAAAACAGUUUUCAAUCGUUCAAGUUUUGGAUGGUUUAUAUCUAAUGUGUGUUUCAUUUUUUUGGAAAGCUAUAUUUUAUAUUUAGGAAAUGGUAUACUAUUUUGCUAUUUGUACUGAGUGAGUACAUUGGCAUAAAUAUAGAAAUUUAUAUAUAUAUAUAUAUAUACAUAUAUAAACUAUUCUUUUUUGCCACACAUUUUUGUGGUAAAUUUGUGAGUUUGUCUGAUGUUCUACCACAACGUGGCGUCUGAUAACAGUGAGGGGUUUGUUAUGUCUUUAUUGAGUAUUUAAGUACCUUUUGAAACAAAUGGCCUGUUUAUCUGUAGCCAUUCCAUCAGGCAGUUCCUUGAUGUUACUAGUGAGCGAAAGGCAACUACUGUGUGUUUGCUGUGUCUUCACUCAGCAAGGUGUUAAAGAGCAAGGAAACUUAUUGAGGCAGUGUAUCAAAUGGUGUUUGACGAGAAUGAGCCACUCUGUCUUUGUUCACUAUAUAUUUAAUAUUUUAUUAUUGUUGUUCUUAUUAAUUGGCUUUCUGUAUCCUAUGCCUUUUAUUUAUAAAGACACUAAAAAUACCAUGUUUGUAAUUUUAAUAACAUUUUCCAUCUUUUAAUAGCCAGAACUACUUUAUAGAUUCUCUAAACCAAAAGUAUUUUCCUCAGUAUCUCCCUUCUCCCCCAUGCCCUACAGGGAAAAAUCACCCAACAUGGUUCAGGUUCUGAGAAGGGUCAGCCACACAAUUCAGUGCUUCAGCUUGAAAAAACACAGGGGACUCUAGUGUGCUAUCUGGAACAUCAGUGGAAGCAGACCCGUGAAUCUGCUUAGGAAAGACAGAAGUCAGAGUUUAAAACCACAUUGACUUCUGAGUUUUCUGGAUUACUUUCUGAGAUCAUGAGGAGACUCAGGAAAUCUGUUUAUUCCAAGAUGAAAUCGGAAUGUUUGUUGUGACUGCACUGUCAGUGAAGUGGCAGCAAGAGGUCUGGCUUGUGUGGUGACUUCUGUUUGUUCUGUACUAGAAGUUUAUCCUUAUACAGUGCUGAUUGGCAAUGCCGAGUCACUGGGACCAAUUUCUGUCUUAUACUGUCAGAGUGUAGAACAGAACAUCACCUGAACUGUAGUGGUUUGAGUGGAUGGAGGCAGAAACCCCAUUUUUAGUCUCUUCAUUUCUGUGGUUAUUUAUACAAGGGCUGUGCUGUGCUACCAUAUUCCUGUUCAAUAAUGAUGGUUUAUUUGUUUUCUUACAUUGUUAAAUGUUCCUUGCCCCUAAAGGUGUGUGUUAAGUACAAUGUUCUGAAUAUAUGAUUUGGUUACAAAAAGUAUGUGUCUUCUUAUUGAAGAGUUAGCUCAGUGGUUGAUACUUGUGCUAAGAAUUCAGCUUUUCAGUUCCUGUUACUUAUAGCUACCUGUGGGAAGACUCAGUGAGCCAGCAAAGACCUUGGGAAUCAGGAUAUAUUAAAUUAUCUGGCAGAAGGACCUAAAUAAACUGUGAACUACAUUUUAUUCCUUUGUUACAUUCAGUUCUUGCUUUCAGCAACUCACAAAAAUGCUUGGAGCUUAUCUCCCCCCCCCCCCAUGCUUUUGUGUCCUUGUUAUUCCACAGCAGGGAAAAAGACAAUUAGAUAUUUUUUUGUUUGUUGUUUUCAAGGCAGUGUUUCUCUGUGUAGCCCUGGCUGUCCUGGAACUCACUCUGUAAACCAGGCUGGC
Molecule: messenger RNA, 8647 nt
Organism: Microtus ochrogaster (prairie vole)
Lineage: Eukaryota; Metazoa; Chordata; Mammalia; Rodentia; Cricetidae
Gene: Nfat5
Product: nuclear factor of activated T cells 5
Exons: 16
Coding region: 609-5165 (1518 amino acids)
Biological process (GO): regulation of transcription by RNA polymerase II; cytokine production; calcineurin-NFAT signaling cascade
Cellular component (GO): transcription regulator complex
Molecular function (GO): RNA polymerase II cis-regulatory region sequence-specific DNA binding; transcription factor binding; DNA-binding transcription factor activity, RNA polymerase II-specific
Source: RefSeq, a predicted model, not a curated record